AUGUUGGGGCAUAUAGCAUCAUUCCGGAGUUCAUGCCUACUGAUCUUCAGCGUAUUGAGUAGACAUUUAUCAGCCAGCAAACAGACAAUAUCCUCAUCAGUGGCAUCACUAACCACAAAGCCACGACAUACUCUUGGGCAUGCGAUCCAUCAUGUAGACCAAAGCCUUGGGGUCUCUUCUGUCAGCCUUCUGCAUCUUUCAUAUAGAUCCAAGAAGAGCCAUGAGUUUCAUGGAGCCGAUAUAGUGAUCACCUACACUCUCUUUUUCGUUGGAAUAGCUCUGGACGUCGCGUCUCUCCUCAUGGUCAUGCCCUCAUAA
Microthlaspi erraticum is the source of this 318-nucleotide messenger RNA. NCBI's taxonomy places the organism in Eukaryota, Viridiplantae, Streptophyta, Magnoliopsida, Brassicales, Brassicaceae. The record is from the annotation of a GenBank genome assembly.